GCGGUUCAUCUCUCUGCGGGAACACACUUAAAACACACACUUACACACGCUUCCUCCACACACGCACACACACACUUUUACAUAUCUACGGGACUUAUCUUUACUAAGAAAUCUCUAAGAACUAAAGACAGAAUGGAUGCUUCCCAGCUUUUCUUUCCACUGCUCUUCUAUGGAUUUCUGCCAAAAGUGUUUUCGGUGCAGAUGUGCGACGUGGUGAACGAGAUCGAGCUGGAGAAGGAGCGCUGUGAGGACAGCAGCUUCGGGAACGUCACUUCAGGGUGCCAGGGCAUGUGGGACAUCAUCGCCUGCUGGCCCUCAGCCAGCGUCGGGGAGGUGGUUACAAUAACCUGCCCGACCUACUUCAGCUACUUCAGCGACGAGCACAAAGGCUAG
Messenger RNA from Notothenia coriiceps (black rockcod), 393 nucleotides. Its product is annotated as vasoactive intestinal polypeptide receptor-like. Gene Ontology annotation, molecular function: G protein-coupled peptide receptor activity; peptide hormone binding; vasoactive intestinal polypeptide receptor activity. Lineage: Eukaryota; Metazoa; Chordata; Actinopteri; Perciformes; Nototheniidae. Gene Ontology annotation, cellular component: plasma membrane. The record is from RefSeq and is a predicted model, not a curated record. Bases 133 to 393 code for a protein of 86 amino acids. The transcript has 4 exons. Gene Ontology annotation, biological process: adenylate cyclase-modulating G protein-coupled receptor signaling pathway.